Gavia stellata (red-throated loon) is the source of this 665-nucleotide messenger RNA. It is a transcript of the gene SMIM5, whose product is annotated as small integral membrane protein 5. The transcript has 3 exons. The record is from RefSeq and is a predicted model, not a curated record. Bases 1 to 249 code for a protein of 82 amino acids. Lineage: Eukaryota; Metazoa; Chordata; Aves; Gaviiformes; Gaviidae.
AUGUCUUCUGAAGGCUUUCUGAAGGAAAUGCAAACCAUUGGUGAGAAGUUUCUCCUUAAGCUCCAGAAACUGCCCAAGGCUGACCCGGUGGAGAUUGUGUCCUUUUGUGUGGUUCUUCUGUUUAUCGUUACUGUUCUGCUGCUCAUGAUCAUUGCCUGCAGUUGCUGCUGCUAUAGUUGCUGUAGCUGCGACGGACGUCCUGACCACAGACGUAGGAAGAUCCAAGUCCGCCCAAUUGCCCAUUCGUGAAGUGCAACAAGAGGUGACACAACCUACUAUCAAGGACACGCAUGGACAUCAUGAUUCAGUCCUACAGGAAGGACUUUCUACACUAGCUCGCUGAAAAUGGCAAUAACAAUAUUAAUUAAUAUGACUCAGAGGACCAGAAAUCACAGCAUGGAAUUCCUUCUUUCUGUGACAGCCACUGCUGGGCUCCGUGGCGUGACCAGAAAGCAGGGUGGAAGCCAGCAUGUCAUCAGUACAAGAGGCACCCUCAGUUCUGGAAGACCUAAAGAGACUGAUUGUAACAAGUGACUGGGCUCUUGGAGGGCUAGUGGUGAUUGGCACCUUCUGUCUUGUUUUUGUUGCUCUCCUCUUAUUUGCUGCCAUCUUUGGGUGCUGCUCAUCUCCAAGGCACAGAGUGGAGCAUAAACAGCGAAGCUGAG